Messenger RNA from Oppiella nova, 1302 nucleotides. The record is from the annotation of a GenBank genome assembly. Lineage: Eukaryota; Metazoa; Arthropoda; Arachnida; Sarcoptiformes; Oppiidae.
AUGAGGGAUCAAUACAACGACAUCCUUAUGAAACAAUGGGUCCAUGUGUUCAAAACCAUCUUCGACGCCGACACCUACCAUCCCAUUCAAGUGAACAAUCAGUCCGAGUAUAUGGAAGUGAAUAACGAGUUCCCGUUCUAUGAGACGGAAGUGGUGUCCCUUCAGGCGAACGCAGAGUUCCCCAAAAAGUUUCCCUUUUCGUCGUUUGUGCCAAAAAUCUAUAGAGAAGUCAAACAAUUCAUUUACACGUGUCUUAAGUUCAGCGAAGACCUGAACCUCAAUCAGACGGAGAUCGAGGACAGGGUUCGCAAAUCGACAAACCUAUUGCUGACCCGAACUCUCAAUGAAUGCCUCUCUAGUCUCAUAAAGAAACCCAACUUAGGUUUACUUCAAUUGAUUCAAAUCACUAUAAAUACCAACUAUUUGGAGGACUCGUCCAUCUAUUUGGAGGACUUUAUCUCCAAAACCAUAAACCAGUCGUCGGUGGUGUCGGUCACCUCACCCAACAGUAUAAUGCCGUCCGCCAUAGACUCGAGUCAUUUGGCGCGACUUCAGGGGCGCACUAUGUUUAAGGACAUCCGGGCCGACGCCGAGUCGCAGAUCUACAUCCGUCUCAACCAGAAAAUCGAUGAGUUCUUAGAGUUAGCCAAUUAUGACUGGAUGUUAGUGGAGUCGCCGGGAAUGGCAUCGCCUUACAUAUCAGAUCUAAUAGCGUUCCUCAAGAGUACGUUCGAGGCGUUCACAAACCUACCCCUCAAAGUGGCCCAAACGGCGUGUCUGUCCGCAUGCAAACACAUCGCCUCUUCGCUCCUACACUUCCUGAUGGACGAGGAGGUGAAGUGCAUGUCGUGGGGAGUCCUUCAGCAGUUCAAUCUGGAUCUGAUUCAAUGCGAGCUCUUCGCCAGCUCUGAACCGGUCCGCGAGUUCGAAGAGGGCUCUCUUCAGCUGUGUUUCGCCGAACUGAGACAACUCAUGGAUCUGUUCACUGAAAUGGAUUCGUGGAGCAACUACUUCGCCGAUUAUGGCAAACAGGAGUCUAAGUACUUGCGGGUCAACCCCAGCACUGCCCUCACGCUCCUCGAGAAGCUAAGGGAGGGCGAGAAGAAGAAGACGAUCUUCGCGUCGCUCACGAAGAAUGAGAGGGAGAAGAAGAGCAAAAGCGAUACUCUAAGGGAGGGCGAGAAGAAGAAGACGAUCUUCGCGUCGCUCACGAAGAAUGAGAGGGAGAAGAAGAGCAAAAGCGAUACUGUCGUCAAAAAACUCAAACAACUCAUCACUAGUAACACCAUUAAUAAUAGUUAA